AUGAGGACCAAGAUCAAAACUUGGAGCGAGACCUGGGCGCUCUGCCUUAUAGUCGUCGAUACCAAAACCGGAGAGUUCGUGGGCUGGGUCGGCAUGACGUGGCCGCGGCCGCGCGAUGGGGAGCUCGGGAUGUUUGUGGAGAGGAGUCAGUGGGGGAAGGGGUACGGGACGGAGAUGUGUGGAUGGGUUGUACAGCAUGCGUUCAACUUUCUUGAUGCGCAUCGCGUCUCGCUCGCUGUGUUCGAGUCUAAUAAGAGAGCUGUAUCCCUGUACAAGAAGAUAGGCUUCGUGCAAGAAGGCAUCAGGCGACGCGCGCGUUACGGGCAUGGGCGCUGGGAGGAUAUCAUCAUCAUGGGUAUGCUCGAUGAGGAGUUUUUCCGUAGGGACGAGAUCGGCGCACAAGUUUCAUAG
Molecule: messenger RNA, 411 nt
Organism: Peniophora sp. CBMAI 1063
Lineage: Eukaryota; Fungi; Basidiomycota; Agaricomycetes; Russulales; Peniophoraceae
Source: the annotation of a GenBank genome assembly